Molecule: messenger RNA, 2263 nt
Organism: Rhagoletis pomonella (apple maggot)
Lineage: Eukaryota; Metazoa; Arthropoda; Insecta; Diptera; Tephritidae
Gene: RanBP3
Product: ran-binding protein 3
Exons: 6
Coding region: 113-1417 (434 amino acids)
Biological process (GO): protein export from nucleus
Cellular component (GO): nuclear pore; cytoplasm
Molecular function (GO): GTPase activator activity
Source: RefSeq, a predicted model, not a curated record
ACAUUCUGCGUACGCUUCGGAAGUUUGACAAUUCAGCACAGUUUAAUUUGCAGAACUCUCGAAGACUUUCAUUUUUAACAAAUUAUAAUAGUUCUGCAAGUAUACAUUGAAAAUGUCCGAAAAUAAUGAUACCUCUAACGAAUCGAACAGCCUUGGAAGCGAUUCAAUCCUACAAUCCUCGCGGUUGACCGGUGGCGGUGUAAAUCCUGUUCUACGUUCAGGGGUAUUGCGCCCCUCAGUGCUCGGUUCAUCAGUUUCGGGAGCAGCAGCAUUAGCCAAUAGCAAUAACAAUUCCCUUGGUAAUGCCAAUGCGUCUUCCAAUUCCACAGCCACAGUCAAUAAUGUGGACGGAGACGAAGAGGAUUCCGUGAGCAGUACAACCAAUCAUAAUCCUUUUAUGCGGGAACAGAAAGACGAUGAUGAGGAGGCAGAAAAUAAUGAAGCAAGUGCUGAUGAAGGUGCUGUUGGUGGCGACGCAGCAAAUGAUAGCGAAACAACAGAUGAUAAAAAAGCGGCAGACGAUGAUGAACCGGAUGAACGCACGGAUCCUUUAACAUUGUUGCGAAAAAAUGGAUUAGAAAGAGCAAAUCUUUUUGCUGCCGCCAAGAACUCUAUACCAUUGGUGGAAAAAUCCGGCUUUGUAUUUGGCCAAAAUGUGCAUGAACGCGUUGUAGGGGAAAAUGUCAACCCAGAGGGAGCAGCGAAAUCGGAAAAUGCAGACGCCGGUUGCUCUACUUCUGCUGAAUUGCUGUUCUCCAGUGUCAUACAAAAUGCGGCUAAAGCCGGUGAGAGUGACAAAGGUGCUGCACCAAAAGAUAAUGAAACAAAGACACUUACUGAUGUGGCGCGUGAGUACGAGGAGAGUCGGGCUCAGAAACGGAAAUAUGAAGAGGUAGAAACGUUCACGGGUGAAGAAAAUGAAAUUAAUAUUGUUGAUGUCAAUUGUAAGUUGUUUGCCUUCGUCAACAGCAACUGGGAGGAACGCGGACGUGGUAGUUUACGUUUGAAUGAUUCAAAAAACGAACAAGAGUGCUCACGUGUUGUUUUUCGAACAUCGGGUAACCUGCGUUUAUUGCUGAACACGAAAGUUUGGGCCGGCAUGGUUGCUCAACGUCCCAGCAACAAAUCACUACGCCUUACUGCCAUGGAUAAUACUGGCAAAAUCAAAAUCUUCUUAGUGAUGGGACGCCCUGCAGAUAUGUCAUUGUUGCAUAAAGAGCUGAUAAAACGAAUCGAACUGCGAAAAGCUUCGCAUCCGGAAGAAUGUCGAGCACCAGCUGAAACGAAAAACGGUGUCGAAUCCGGUGCUAAUCACGAGGAAGAGGCAAAAGAAGCAGAAGCUACAGCUGUACCGGAAAACGAAGAUUGUACGCAGCCAAGCCCAAAAAAAUCGCUUGCUACUGAGGGAGAAAAGUAAUACACCGAUUUUUUAAAGUAACAAUAAUACAAAUAAUAUAAAACUCAUAAGUUAUAAUUUGCAAAUGAAAAAUUAACAAAAUCUUCGAAAAUAAGAACGUUUGGAAAAGCAUGCAUGAAUUGCAUAGAACCUGUGAAUGCGAUCAAUAAUGAAUAUUCCAAUUUGGACUGAAAGUAGAAGCAAUUAUAAAAUGAAAAACACUACGGAAAAUUAGUACAGAUUUCUUUUUUAUUGUAUAAACAACAACGAAUAAUGAAACAAAGUAGAAUAUAUUAAAUCAAAAUCUUGAUAAAAUUACAAAAGAAAUACAAUUGUUUAUACAGAUUUAUGGGAUACUCCAUUUCGGUAGGCAGUACAUGGAAAAACAUUAUGAAGAAGCAUGUAAAUGUACAAGCGAUGGUGCUGUAAGGGAAUAAACCAUUGAUUUAAUUUUUUUUUUAAAUAUGCAUAAUUUUCCAAUAUAUAAUUAAAACGCUUACUCACAUUCAAAAAUUUAUAUAAAUUAAAUGAAAUCGCUUUUUUAUUGACAAAGUUUUCAUUUAUAAUAUCACAUUUUGUGUUUAUAGAUACCUAACUUAUUACCGCAAAAAACACCGCUAAUAACUUCAUAUCAUUUUAUACUAUGUGUAAGCACUUUAUGUGUAGGAUAUUUAAAUUGUUUUAGAAAGCCUACUGAAUUUCUAAAUACACAUUUUGUGUUUUAUAUGCAAAAACCUACAAUGUUUAUUUGUUUUUAAACAAUGAAUUGUAGUCUAAAUGAAAGUAAAGUUAAGAUGAAAUGAACAUUUGAAAAGAAGAGUAUCAAAGAUAAAAAUAAAUUUAGAUUUCUGUUCCUUGUACUACAUA